Molecule: messenger RNA, 1086 nt
Organism: Nerophis lumbriciformis (worm pipefish)
Lineage: Eukaryota; Metazoa; Chordata; Actinopteri; Syngnathiformes; Syngnathidae
Source: RefSeq, a predicted model, not a curated record
AUGGAGCGCAAUGAACUGCCCGUUGAUGCAUUUGAUGAUGUGGUGUUGGGCUGCGUGACCCAGAUCGGGGAGCAGGGUGGCAAUAUCGCCAAGGUCGCUGCGUUGUACGCUGGUCUCGAUAGUCGGGUAUCAGGGAUCACGAUCAACCGGUACUGCAGUUCUGGUCUAGACGCGUGUAAUUUUGCUGCGAUGAAGGUCAUCAGUGGUGUUGACGAUUUGGUGUUGGCCGGUGGCGUGGAAUGCAUGUCUCGGGUCGCCAUGCUCAGCGACAAGGCAAGUUUUUAUACUGACCCUGAGACAAUCAAGGCGGCUCGAUUCGUGCCGAUGGGGCUAGCGGCAGAUUUGAUUGCUAGCCUCGAUGGUAUCUCGCGGCAAGAGUGUGACGCUUACGCGGUGCAGUCACAACAGCGCGCAGCACGUGCCAGUGGAGCGGGCUAUUUCGAUCGCUCUUUGGUGCCGGUUAGCGAUAGCGAGGGGAACGUAGCGCUCGCGCGCGAUGAGAUCAUUCGUGGCAGCGUAACUGCAGAACAGUUGGGCCAGUUUGAGCCGAGUUUCGUUGAUUUUGCAACUCACUAUGAGAAGCCGUUUAAGGCUGCAUUUCCGACAUUGGACGAACUUAAGUUCGUUCAUCACAAGGGAAACUCUCCCGGGAUGGUUGAUGGUGCUUCAUCGGUCCUGAUCGGAACGGCCGUUGCUGGCGAGCGGGCUGGUAUGAAGCCGCGCGCACGAGUCAGGGCGAUGAAGAACGCCUGCGGCAGUGAACUGCUUGGCCUUACUGGAGGCAUCGAAGCUGCGCGAGCAGCGCUGACAGCUGGAGGGAUGCAGUCAGGCGACGUGGGGCUGUUCGAGUUCAACGAGGCAUUCGCCUCAACCAGCAUCAAGUUUCCGCGCGAGCUAAAGGUAGACCCCGAGAUUGUCAACGUCAAUGGUGGCGCGAUUUCGCUGGGGCAUGCGAUGGGCGCGACCGGUGCCAGUUUGCUAGGUACUGUGCUGGACGAACUCGAGCGCCGCGACCUUGAAGUCGGGCUGGUGGCUAUCUCAGGCGCUGCCGGCAUCGGCACAGCGACAAUCAUUGAACGGGUUUAG